CUUACCGCCCGCCGUUCCGGAGCUCGCCUGCGAGACGGAGGGGACUACCCCAACCUCGCGCAAUUCCAGGCCGUCCGGCCUGAUACCCUCAACAUCAUGUGGAAGCCGUCGGAGAGACUGAUGGACACCAUCAGACACUAUGCCAGCUUCCCAGCGACCGGCGUCUCUCUCCGACAAAUGGUUCAAUUUGGAGACAGACCAUCAGUUGGCACUUUGUUCCGAGCGUCACAAUUCCUCUCAGAAGAACUACCCAUUCGUCUCGCCCAUCGUGUCCAGGAUCUUGGAGAACUUCCCGAUGGACUCAGUGAAAUGCCCUCGAUCAAAAAAGUCCAAGAUUGGUACGCACAAUCGUUCGAGGAAAUCAUUACGCUGCCGCGACCCACCCUCACCCAGGAAGUCAAAUCCCGCCUGCUGCGCCCGGGAAAGCUUAACGGCGGGACCUCGAGGAUCCUCUCGGAAGUCACACAGAACCCCAGCAUUCGCGAAGGACAGUAUCGAUCCUCCCCGUCCUCUACGUCAAACGGCAAUGGAAAUGGCAAGGCUGCGGCCUCUCGAAGAUAUUAUGCACCAUCCGACGAUCAAGGAAAUUGGCCACCGGAGCUGAACGACUACAACGAGCGAUUUUCACAGACACUCAAGGAAAUCAAGCGAAGACACGACAGCGUCGUGACUACUGUGGCCCAGGGUAUUCUCGAGUGGAAACGGAAGCGUCAGCGCCUGCAAAUCGACUCGACGGUUCAAUCCUUCCUCGAUCGCUUUUAUAUGUCAAGGAUCGGCAUACGAAUGUUGAUUGGGCAGCAUAUCGCAUUGACUGAACAGACUCACGUAAAACAUCCACACUACGUCGGAAUAAUCUGUACCAAGACAAAUGUGCGGGAGAUAGCCCUCGAGGCGAUCGAAAACGCCCGUUUCGUCUGCCAGGAUUAUUACGGAUUGUUCGACGCCCCCAAGGUGCAGCUUGUGUGCAAAGAGGACCUGAACUUUAUGUAUGUGCCAGGACAUCUGUCCCACAUGCUCUUCGAGACCCUGAAGAACUCCUUGCGUGCGGUGGUGGAGGCCAAUGGUGUGGACAAGGACAACUUCCCCGUCACCAAGGUCAUCAUCGCGGAAGGAAAGGAAGAUAUCACAAUCAAGAUUUCCGACGAAGGUGGUGGCAUUCCUCGGUCUGCCAUUCCCCUGGUUUGGACGUAUAUGUACACUACCGUGGAGCAAACCCCAAGUCUGGACCCGGAUUUCGACAAGAGCGACUUCAAGGCUCCCAUGGCCGGGUUUGGCUACGGUCUUCCGAUCAGUCGUUUGUAUGCUCGGUACUUUGGCGGUGAUCUGAAGUUGAUCAGCAUGGAGGGAUACGGGACGGAUGUCUACCUCCACCUGAAUCGACUCUCCUCGAGCUCGGAACCCCUGCAAUGACAAUUACCAGUCAUGAGGGAUGGUCGUGUCCGGUUCUCUACUUCCCACAGACUGCAUCCUUUCUACUCGGAACCGGAUCCAUCACCAUCACCAUCCCAAGGAUUGACGCCUAUGAACAUCGAACGUGCCCGUGCCCGCAUGCGCACGCGGGAAGUCUCCGAGCGAAAGCAAGUAGGCGAUGCGGCGAG
Messenger RNA from Aspergillus brunneoviolaceus CBS 621.78, 1598 nucleotides. Its product is annotated as PDK/BCKDK family protein kinase. Lineage: Eukaryota; Fungi; Ascomycota; Eurotiomycetes; Eurotiales; Aspergillaceae. Gene Ontology annotation, molecular function: pyruvate dehydrogenase (acetyl-transferring) kinase activity. Bases 97 to 1410 code for a protein of 437 amino acids. The transcript is spliced from 5 exons. Gene Ontology annotation, biological process: regulation of glucose metabolic process; protein phosphorylation. Gene Ontology annotation, cellular component: mitochondrion. The record is from RefSeq and is a predicted model, not a curated record.